Cebus imitator (Panamanian white-faced capuchin) is the source of this 837-nucleotide messenger RNA. RefSeq names its product lipocalin 2 (gene LCN2). The transcript is spliced from 7 exons. NCBI's taxonomy places the organism in Eukaryota, Metazoa, Chordata, Mammalia, Primates, Cebidae. The record is from RefSeq and is a predicted model, not a curated record. Gene Ontology annotation, molecular function: small molecule binding. Bases 90 to 686 code for a protein of 198 amino acids.
CCCAGGGGAGCUUCUCACUCACUACCUCCUCCUCCACCCCUGCCAGGCCCAGCAGCCACCACAGUGCCUGCCUCCUCGGCCCUGAAAUCAUGCCCCUGCAUCUCCUGUGGCUGAGCCUCGGCCUGCUGGGGGCUCUGCAAGCCCAGGCCCAGGACUCCCCCUCACCCCUGAUCCCAGCCCCACCUCUGAGCAAGGUCCCUCUGCAGCAGAACUUCCAGGAUAAUGAGUUCCAGGGGAAGUGGUAUGUGGUAGGCCUGUCAGGGAAUGCAAUUGGCAGAGAAGGCCAAGACUCACCGAAGAUGUAUGCCACCAUCUAUGAGCUGAAAGAGGACAAGAGCUACAACGUCACCUCCGUCCUGUUCAGGAAAGGGAAGUGUGACUAUUGGAUCAGAACUUUUGUUCCAAGCUCCCAGCCCGGCGAGUUCAAGCUGGGCAACAUUGAGAGUCACCCUGGAUUAACCAGUUACAUCGUGCGAGUGGUGAGCACUGACUAUGAACAGUAUGCCAUGGUGUUCUUCAGGAAGGUUUCGCACAACAGGGAGUACUUCAAGGUCACCCUCUAUGGGAGAACCAAGAAGCUGACUUCGGACCUAAAGGAGAACUUCACCCGCUUCUCCAAAUCUCUGGGCCUCACUGAAAACCACAUCGUCUUCCCUGUGCCAAUCGACCAGUGCAUUGACGGCUGAGUGCGCAGGUGCCACCAGCUGCCCCACCAGCGCGGACACCAUCAAGGGAGCUGGGAGACCCUCCCCACAGCGCUGCUCACCCAGCUGAUCCCCAGGCCACCCUGAUCAUGAAGCCCCGCCUUGUCUGCUAAAUAAACAUGUGCCCCAGGCC